This is a messenger RNA of Elgaria multicarinata webbii, 2004 nucleotides long. RefSeq names its product cadherin-23-like. Bases 28 to 2004 code for a protein of 658 amino acids. Gene Ontology annotation, cellular component: plasma membrane. Gene Ontology annotation, biological process: homophilic cell-cell adhesion. The transcript is spliced from 12 exons. NCBI's taxonomy places the organism in Eukaryota, Metazoa, Chordata, Lepidosauria, Squamata, Anguidae. The record is from RefSeq and is a predicted model, not a curated record. Gene Ontology annotation, molecular function: calcium ion binding.
GAAGCCUACAAUAGUGAGCAAGGACCAAUGAGAAGCUCUGUUAGGGUAAUAGUCUACGUGGAAGAUGUCAAUGAUGAAGUGCCAGUAUUUACCCAAAGGCAAUAUAACCGCCUGGGUUUGCGAGAGACCGCCGGAAUUGGGACAUCUGUUGCAGUUGUCCGGGCAACAGAUCGAGAUACAGGAAAUGGAGGUCUGGUGAAUUACAAAAUCAUCUCAGGUUCUGAGGGGAAGUUUGAAAUUGACGAGAGCACCGGACUCGUUACUACAAUUGACUAUCUGGACUAUGAGACAAAAACCAGCUACCUGAUGAAUGUCUCAGCCACCGAUCAAGCACCCCCACAAAAUCAAGGCUUCUGCAGUGUCUACGUCAGCCUCCUGAAUGAACUGGAUGAGGCUGUCCAGUUCUCCAACGUCACUUACGAAGCAGUGAUCACAGAGAACAUCCCCUUGGGAUCUGAAGUGUUGCGAGUCCAGGCCCGCUCCAUUGACAACCUCAACCAGAUCACAUACAAGUUUGACCCCAACACUAAUGCCCAAGCUCUGUCUUUGUUCAAAAUAAAUGGAAUCACUGGUGUGAUCACAGUCAAAGGACAAGUAGAUCGAGAGAAGGGAGAUUUCUACACCCUAACUGUUGUGGCAGACGAUGGCGGUCCAAAGCUUGACUCAACUGUGGUCACUAUCACCAUACUGGAUGAGAAUGACAACAGCCCACAAUUUGACAUUACUUCUGACUCAUCUGUGAGUGUAGCAGAGGACAGUUCUGUCGGACGUCGAAUUGCUCUGGUUUUGGCCAGGGACCCUGAUGCAGGAAACAAUGGGCAGGUUGCUUUUUCUCUAGUAUCAGGAAACCUAGGCAGGACCUUUGAAAUCCGUACAACCAACAACACCUACGGAGAAGUGUUUGUGGCCAGACCAUUGGAUCGGGAACUGAUAGAACACUACACCUUAAAGAUUCAAGCAGCUGACAGAGGUGUUCCGCCUCGCAGAAAAGAGCAUACCUUAAGAGUUAAUAUAUUGGAUGUUAAUGAUAACCCACCAGUCAUUGCAAACCCAUAUGGAUACAACGUUAGCAUUAAUGAGAAUGUGGGUGGAGGUACUGCAGUGGCUCAGGUGCGAGCAACUGACAGGGAUAGUGGCCUCAACAGUGUCCUCUCCUACUACAUCACUCAUGGGAAUGAGGAACUGACCUUCCGGAUGGACAGAGUAACCGGGGAAAUCGCCACUCGCCCUUCCCCUCCGGACCGUGAGAGGCAACAGUUCUACCAGCUGGUGGUCACCGUGGAGGAUGAAGGCAACCCAGCCCUCUCGGCUACUACCACGGUGUACGUAACCAUCUUGGAUGAGAAUGACAAUGUUCCAGUAUUCCGGCAGCAGCUAUAUGAAGUCACACUGGAUGAGGGCCCAGGCACACUCAAUGCCAUCCUUAUCACCAUCAAUGCAGUAGACUUUGAUGAAGGUCCAAAUGGCACAGUUACAUAUGCCAUCACAGAGGGGAACAUCAUGGGCACCUUUCACAUAAACAGCACUACGGGACAAAUCCGCACGGUGAAGGAGUUGGACUAUGAAAUCAGCCAUGGCCGUUACACACUGAUAGUCACUGCCACAGACAAGUGUCCAAUUGCUUCCCGCCGUCUCACAUCCACCACAACGGUGUUAGUGAACUUGAACGAUAUCAAUGACAAUCAGCCGACGUUCCCCCGUUCUUAUGAAGGGCCCUUUGACAUCACAGAAGGACAGCCAGGUCCAAGGGUGUGGACUUUCCUGGCCCAUGAUGGGGACUCAGGGCCCAGUGGACAAGUAGAGUACAACAUCAUUGCGGGGGAUCCUCUUGGGGAAUUUGUGAUCUCCCCUGUAGAAGGGGAGCUGCGUGUGCGGAAGGAUGCUGAGCUUGAUCGUGAAAACAUUGCUUUCUAUAACCUCACCAUUGUUGCCAAGGACAGAGGGGUGCCGCCACUCAGCUCCACUGUAAGUCUUCGUGGUUCGGGCGCAAAACUGCAGAGGUGA